CAGGACGAGUUCCAUUCCGGCGUGGGUCGACCCGAUGUAGCUUGAUUCAAUCACUUUCGUCUCUUCAACCUUGCUCGAGAUGCUGCUCAAGGUGCUACUCAUUUGCGUAUGGGUUGUCGUUCACGGUCAAGGGCUCGACAGCAACAAGGCCGACUUUACGGAGCUUCAAGCCGACCUUCAAGCUGACAUUGACCAGAUCAUCAAACCCGAGAUCCUGCCCAACCAGCGCUACAGCGUCUCGUACGACACGACCGAUGAGCACGACACGAGAAUCUUCCACACGGAGAUCAUCGAUCCGUCGAAUGCCAGACUGGGUACCUACGGGUACAUUAAUGGCGAGGGACUCUUCCGGAUAGUGUACUACAUUGCGGACUCUACGGGGUACCACGUAUUUGUUUGUACCAACGAGCCCGGAACUGAGACGUCAGACCCGGCAGAUGCCCAGAUCCGUGUCCAUAAGCAGUGGAAGCUCGCGACUUCUGCCAAAGUGAACAUGCUCUUCACCAGGGUGAAAGCGGCCCCGGAGAUCGUCAAGAAGCACAUGGCUGGAGAGCGAAUGGACGAUGGCGACAUGAUUAAGAAGGUUGUUUUCGAAAUGAUGCCAAGUGAUGUGACUUCAGAGGGAGUGAGUUCUAGAGACAGAAUUGUUCCAGACCAGAAAGGCUUCAGCACGCCACGCACACGCAGGCAAAGGCGCAGGAAACAACACUUCCAGCAAGACCUGUAUUAGGUGAAGAUUCAGCCAAAGAAACACACAUAUAUAUAUAUAGAAAAGAGCAAAACAAGUGAUGUAAACUUAAACGUAAAAUUGAAAUUGAAAGCACUCGCGCUGUGUGGAAUCUGUGCUUCUGUGUUUUCUUCUGUGCUGCUAAGGCGACUCGAUUUGGAUAAAUAAAUAAUAAAAACGUAUCUUAUCCUUCCAUUCACCUCUUGCUUUGCUGCCCUUGUCAUGUGUAUGGCGUUGUUAGUGCAGUUGAUCAUAGUUGUGUUGCCACUGAAAAGCACUAAUUACCACGUGAGUGCGGACAUGUACGCAAUACAGAGUUAUUAGCACGCACUACUUAGUCGUUAAAGAUGAAUCACAUUCACAGCAGAAACUUCGUUUCACUGAGUGAGCCGUGAAGAGUCUUUUUGGUAGACGUCGUAUUCUACUUCAGCUUCUAACAUCAUAAGGUUUAUUUUAUAAUUUUUAUGUUCACAGAGUAGUCGUAUAGUUUUAAUCUCGUCCCCUGUAACACAAACUUUUAUGUAUCAGCGUGAUUGUGUCCGGACGCUGGAUUUUUGCUGACUUAUUGCUUGUCACAUAUUUAUGUACUGCCCAUGUAUUGAAUAACAUGUUAAUUGAAUUGGACAUUACCAAGCAAAUAAAGAAGUGUUACACGCCAGCUGUGGUGUGUGCCAACUCAUGGCUUACC
Messenger RNA from Ornithodoros turicata, 1415 nucleotides. RefSeq lists its product as uncharacterized. Lineage: Eukaryota; Metazoa; Arthropoda; Arachnida; Ixodida; Argasidae. The coding region runs from base 80 to 730 and encodes 216 amino acids. Gene Ontology annotation, molecular function: structural constituent of chitin-based larval cuticle. Gene Ontology annotation, cellular component: chitin-based extracellular matrix. The transcript is spliced from 4 exons. The record is from RefSeq and is a predicted model, not a curated record.